GUCAGCUGUAAUAAAUGGUCCGCCCCUACAUUUUACUCCAUUUUAUUCCCAACAUACUUAGCAGUGGCUUAUACGAGCUGGAAGGAAGAUGGCGGACAGACUAGUGCCCUUGGGUGAGAAGAGACUCAUGGAUGUCAAACUUGGUGAGCUGACAUCCUGGCUUGGUACAAGAGACUUCACCCCUAAUGGACUCCUAAAUGGGAUUCGCAGAGGCCAUGACCGAUAUUACAACAAGUACAUUAAUGUCAAGAAAGGAAGUAUUGGUGGUGUUGCAAUGCUCCUUGUUGGUUAUGUCGCAAUAAGUUACAUUUGGGGAUAUGAUCAUAUUAAGCAUGACCGCUGGAGGAAGUACCACUGAACCUGCUUACACGGUUGACCAGAGUCACCAACCUUGUCUGCAGAAGUGUGAUCAGCAUACAUUCACCUUUAUGUGUAUAGUGACUUGUUAUGCCCAAGAAAUAAACAAACUAUUGAUGGAAGUCCCAAUUUUAUUUUAAACUUGAGGCCUGGAAAUAAAAUACUAAAUGCUUCUGGAAA
This is a messenger RNA of Electrophorus electricus (electric eel), 537 nucleotides long. RefSeq names its product ATP synthase membrane subunit f (gene atp5mf). The record is from RefSeq and is a predicted model, not a curated record. NCBI's taxonomy places the organism in Eukaryota, Metazoa, Chordata, Actinopteri, Gymnotiformes, Gymnotidae. Gene Ontology annotation, biological process: proton motive force-driven mitochondrial ATP synthesis. Gene Ontology annotation, cellular component: proton-transporting ATP synthase complex. Gene Ontology annotation, molecular function: proton-transporting ATP synthase activity, rotational mechanism.